This is a messenger RNA of Neoarius graeffei (lesser salmon catfish), 1814 nucleotides long. RefSeq names its product calcium/calmodulin-dependent protein kinase (CaM kinase) II delta 2 (gene camk2d2). Gene Ontology annotation, cellular component: cytoplasm; neuron projection. Gene Ontology annotation, biological process: protein phosphorylation. Gene Ontology annotation, molecular function: calmodulin binding; ATP binding; calcium/calmodulin-dependent protein kinase activity. The transcript is spliced from 20 exons. The record is from RefSeq and is a predicted model, not a curated record. Lineage: Eukaryota; Metazoa; Chordata; Actinopteri; Siluriformes; Ariidae. The coding region runs from base 17 to 1561 and encodes 514 amino acids.
CAUCUCGCGCUGCACCAUGGCGCUGACCGUCUGCACGCGCUUCACCGACGAGUACCAACUCUACGAGGAGCUCGGGAAAGGAGCGUUCUCCGUGGUGAGGCGGUGUGUGAAGAUCUCGUCAGGCCAGGAAUAUGCAGCUAAAAUCAUCAACACCAAAAAGCUCUCUGCCAGGGAUCAUCAGAAACUGGAGCGAGAAGCUCGAAUCUGCAGACUGUUAAAACACCCCAAUAUAGUUCGUCUCCAUGACAGUAUAUCUGAAGAGGGCUUCCAUUACCUUGUGUUUGAUUUGGUCACAGGCGGAGAGCUGUUUGAAGACAUUGUAGCAAGAGAAUACUACAGUGAGGCUGAUGCCAGUCAUUGUAUUCAGCAGAUUCUGGAGAGCGUACAUCAUUGCCACAUAAACGGCAUUGUGCACCGAGAUUUGAAGCCUGAGAAUUUGUUGUUAGCGAGUAAACUAAAGGGAGCUGCAGUGAAGCUGGCUGAUUUUGGACUUGCAAUAGAGGUGCAGGGUGAACAGCAGGCUUGGUUCGGUUUUGCUGGAACUCCUGGUUAUCUGUCUCCUGAGGUUCUGAGGAAAGAUCCUUACGGCAAACCAGUGGACAUGUGGGCAUGUGGUGUGAUCCUCUACAUCCUGUUAGUUGGUUAUCCUCCGUUUUGGGAUGAAGAUCAGCAUCGUCUCUAUCAGCAGAUCAAAGCCGGAGCAUAUGACUUUCCUUCUCCAGAAUGGGACACAGUGACUCCUGAAGCGAAAGAUCUGAUUAAUAAAAUGCUCACAAUAAACCCCAACAAACGCAUCACAGCAGCCGAGGCUCUCAAACACCCCUGGAUCUGCCAACGCUCCACCGUGGCUUCCAUGAUGCACCGACAAGAAACUGUGGAGUGUCUGAAGAAGUUUAAUGCUAGGAGGAAGCUGAAAGGAGCCAUUUUAACCACGCUGCUAGUAACCAGGAACUUUUCAGCAGCUAAGAGUUUGUUGAACAAGAAGCCGGACAGUGUGAAGGUCAACAACAAGACCAACAAAGACACAGGCCCUGCUCCAGCACUGGAACCUCAGACGACUGUCAUCCACAAUCCAGUUGAGAGAAACAAGGAGUCAACAGAGAGCAACAACACCACUAUAGAGGAUGAAGAAAUAAAAGCCUGUCAGGUUGUCAGUAAAGCUCGAAAGCAGGAGAUCAUUAAAGUCACUGAGCAGCUGAUUGAGUCCAUCAACAACGGAGACUUUGAAACUUACUCUAAGAUGUGUGAUCCUGGUCUGACAUCUUUUGAACCUGAGGCUUUGGGGAAUCUGGUAGAAGGACAUGAUUUCCACCGGUUCUACUUUGAGCACGCUCUGUCAAAGGGCACUAAACCGGUUCACACUAUCCUGUUAAACCCUCAUGUCCACCUGAUCGGCGAGGAUGCUGCGUGCAUCGCAUACAUCCGUCUCACACAGUAUUUAGACUCCGGUCGUCCGAGAACCGCUCAGUCUGAGGAGACACGAGUGUGGCAUCGCCGUGACGGGAAGUGGCAGAACAUCCACUACCACCGCUCUGGAGCACCCAGCGCCAAGUAUCAAUAACUCAUCACCAAUAAUCCAUCAUUAAUAAUCACUAGUAAUCAAUAAUGAAUUAUUAAUAACCAAUAAUCAGCUCUGUUACACUCCCCCUGCUUCACAACUUGUGUCCAUUGUCUGUAUAAAACACUCUGCUCUGUGUGUGUGUGUGUGUGUGUGUUGCAGCUGAAGUGAGCCUGCCUGUGUAUGAUGAGCUGGAGGCCAUGCCCACUGCACCAACCCACUGCAAGCCCCUCCCCCUCAUUAACAUAUCACUGCA